Molecule: messenger RNA, 2076 nt
Organism: Mixia osmundae IAM 14324
Lineage: Eukaryota; Fungi; Basidiomycota; Mixiomycetes; Mixiales; Mixiaceae
Exons: 7
Coding region: 147-2009 (620 amino acids)
Source: RefSeq, a predicted model, not a curated record
GUGCUAUCGGGCUUGUGCUUGUCCGCUGGUGACGGCAUCGAUACAAGGCAGCGCUCCUCACUCGUGUCAUCGUGACUCCCUCCAUUCGCCCCUCCCCCCCUAGCUCAGGUUCAACGUCACAGCCAGAAUAGGGCGACAUUGACGCUAUGGGCGACGCCAGCAUGCUCGAUGUCCUGCAGUCCAUCUUGUUCGAAGUCAAAGAUCUCAAGACGCAGCAAGCCGCUCUCAAGACUCAGGUGGAUUCGAUCAGCCAGCAACGAACGAGCCGCUUAGGCAGCGAAACAGGUGACACUCUCUCACCCGAUCAUCCCAAUGCCUUUGGAUCACCUUCUACUCUGCUGCCCCAGCGUGUGCCUUCUCUCUCCGCCCUGUCGACCGCGCUUGCCGGCUCGCCUCGCGAUAUCCCAGCUGUAUCGCUGCCCGCGAGCCAAGCGUCGACACCUUUGACUUUGCCCGUCGCUGUCAAGUCUGCCGGGUUCAGGGUCGGCUCACCAGGCGCAACUUCGUCCAGCUUCCAUGCUCGUGCUGCAAGCAGAGGAAUGGAAGACUCGCUCAGGGAGAAAGAGCGCUUUCUCGCCUGGUCACAUUCGCAAUCGCCCACUUCGGCCGUCGCGCCGACGGGCAAGAAGGAGCCUGCCUUCUCGACACGCGUCGUCCUCACUACAUAUCCUACUCAAGUCGGCAUCGACCCUAUUCCGCUCAACUGGGGCGCCAGGACUGCCCUCGAGAGAGGGCCAGUCGUCGCCUCUCGACAGCCUGACUCGCUCAAGAUUAGAAAUGCGAUCGGCGCGUACGCUGGGCCCUAUUGCGUCUAUCGCGCCUUGGCAAUGGCUACCGGCAAUCUCGAUCCGCUCCAUCGGCCCGAUUACACUCAUACAGAGCCACCAUUCGACCUGCCUCCUCAGCCGGCCUGGUUCGACCCUUACAAGAUCGUCUCGCUCGAUCCAUGGUCACACAUGUCCAUGAUAGUCUACAAGCAGUCCCACCUCGACAAGGGAAUUGACGUCAGGCCGACUAUCUCGGUCACGCGAGCUCAUCUCAAGCUGGCCGAGAUAGACGAAGCCGUGCUCAAAGGUCGCAUCAAAGUCGACGGCAAGAUUAUCGUUCCCACGCCGUCAGCAUGGUCGGAUGCAGCGAAGCAAGCAAAGCAAGCAGGCUCGAUAUUGACAGAAGAGGCAAGGGCAGAGAUGGAUCUGAAGAUCAAGGAGGCAGGUGUCGAUAUCGUUUGCGGCAAGGCAGCGAUUGAUAAUGUCUGGUGGUUGCCCGGCAUCGCUCAUCGAUUUGGCAUCUCCGAGAACAUCCUUCGCCGUGCAUUGUUUGAGGAGACCGGCGGGAUGUACCCCGAGCUGCUCACUCGUCCCGAUCUGAAAACGUUUCUACCGCCCAUUAGCGGAGCUACGGCCUAUAUCAUUGGCAAUCCGGCCUAUCUCUCCGAUCCGAGCAAAGUGCUCUCACUCCGUGUGCAUGACGAGUGCUCAGGUUCGGACGUCUUUGGCUCGGACGUCUGCACGUGUCGACCAUAUCUGAUCUACGGCAUCGAGCACGCCGUCAAGACUGCUCAGGAAGGCGGCGUCGGCUUGGUGAUCUACUAUCGCAAGGAAGGACGCGCACUCGGCGAGGUCGUCAAGUAUCUCGUCUAUUGCGCGCGCAAGUAUGCAGAAGAUUCGGCGAAAGACUACUUCAAGAGGACGGAAGACAUUGCAGGCGUGAAGGAUAUGAGAUUCCAAGAGCUCAUGCCCGAUCCACUACACUGGCUAGGUGUCACAAAGAUUGACCAUCUCUGGUCGAUGUCGGACAUGAAAUACAAUGCUAUCACGUCGAGCGGGAUUUCUGUUCUCAACCGACACGAUCUGCCUGACCAUCUCAUUGGACCGGAUGCACACGUCGAGAUCGAUGCAAAGAUUGCGGCCGGUUACUUUUCUGCUGGCAAGAAAGUGACGAGCGAAGAUCUGAGCAAGACGGUUGGUCGAUCGUGGGAGCCGACCAAUUGGGAAGAUGUGGCGCAUUGAGCGCUAGCGAGUCGAAGUAAGACAUAAGAGCAUAGUGUUGGUUGUAUUUUGAGUGCAUGUACAGUCC